Messenger RNA from Vigna angularis (adzuki bean), 1968 nucleotides. RefSeq lists its product as uncharacterized. The record is from RefSeq and is a predicted model, not a curated record. The transcript has 6 exons. NCBI's taxonomy places the organism in Eukaryota, Viridiplantae, Streptophyta, Magnoliopsida, Fabales, Fabaceae. Bases 1 to 1968 code for a protein of 655 amino acids.
AUGCGGAAAAGUCAACCAGAAUGCAGCAAAGGAUUGGUUAUACUGCUUGGCCCUAGAUCCAUCACUAGUUGGGAUGAUCUGAAGAGGUUGUUCUUGGAGAAGUUUUUCCUAGCAUCCCGGACCACAGCUAUCAGGAAAGACAUAUAUGGGAUUAGGCAGCUUGGUGUAGAGAACGUAAUGAGCCUCAACAACAUGGAUAGGACUAUGAUUGAUGCUGCCAGUGGUGGAGCACUAGGAGAUACGACGCCUACUGAAGCCAGGCACUUGAUAAAGAAGAUGGCUUCCAACUCCCAGCAGUUUAGCACUAGAAGUGAUGCCAUUGUGGUGAGGGGAGUACAUGACAUUACUACCCAGUCUUCAUCAUCUGCUGAUAGGAAAUUGGAAAGCAAGCUUGAUUCUCUUCACCUUGUUGCUCAUGAUACACCUCAAGCUUAUGCUACAAAAAUCUACAAUAACAAGCAGCCACAGCAGCAAAACUAUGAGUUGUCUAGCAACCGGUAUAACCCAGGGUGGAGGGAUCACCCUAAUCUCAGAUGGAACAAUGCUCAACAUCAUCAGCAACAACAAAAGCAACAACAACAACCACUACAUUUCCAGAAUGUUGCAGGUCCUAAUAGAUAUGUGCCUCCUCAUACUGUGAAAAAUCCUAGAAAUGAAAAUGUCACUGUCAUCACUCUCAGAUCUGGGAAGCAAAUUCAGAUACCCACAGUGCCACCACAUGCACCUGCACCUACACCUUCACUUGUUACUUCUCAAAGAAAAGAGGACCAGGCAGGUUCAAGCAGGAUAAUUGAGGCCGGUGGAUCUCCUUCCUCUACAAGUGGUGGUUCUUCUUCUUCUAUAGGUGGACUUUCUUCUUCCACCACCACCACCAUCAGUACAUCUCCUGAUAUACAACACCGACCUAUCACUCUUCCAUUUCCUCCUAAAGUAGUUCAAAGCAAAUAUAAGGAAGAGGUGGAUAAGGAGAUAUUUGAGACCUUCAGGAAGGUGGAGGUGAACAUACCUCUGCUAGAGGCCAUCAAGCAGAUUCCAAGAUAUGCAAAAUUCCUGAAGGAGUUGUUCACCAACAAGAGGAAGAUGAAAGGAAAUGAAAGAGUUAGCAUGGGCAGAAAUGUAUCUGCACUGAUAGGUAAAUCUGUACCUCAUAUUCCUGAAAAAUGCAAAGACCCAGGUACAUUAUGCAUCCCUUGCAUUAUUGGAAAUUAUAAAUUUGAGAAUGCCAUGCUUGAUUUGGGUGCUUCCAUAAAUGUCAUGCCUCUGUCAAUUUUUAAAUCUCUUUCUCUUGGAACUUUGCUAGCUACGGGUGUAGUCAUACAAUUAGCCAAUAAGAGUGUUGCCCACCCCACUGGUUACAUAGAGGAUGUUUUAGUUAGGGUUGGGGAACUCAUUUUUCCUGCUGACUUCUACAUUCUUGAAAUGGAGGAAGGAUUUUCCCGUGGGUCUGCCCCAAUCAUCUUACGUAGACCAUUUUUGAAAACUGCACGAACUAAAAUUGAUGUCUAUGCUGGUACCUUGUCUAUGGAGUUUGGCGACAUUGUUGUUCAUUUUAAUAUCCUUGAUGCCAUGAAAAUUCCAUCUGAGGACCAAUCUGUUUUUCGUGCUAAAAUACUUGAUUAUACUGUUGAUGAGCAUGUUUAUACUUCUCACUCUUUGCAUGAUAAGACCCACUUUUUUGUCGUCACAUCUAAACCUCAUUCAUGUCCUGAGAGUAUACUUGAUGUUCAGCUUGAUGCAUUGGGCUUGGGUGUUACACCUCUACAUUUAAGUUUUGUGGACAUGGAAUGCACUAACCUUAUUGCAGGAGUGAUACGCUGUUGUGUCCUCUGCGUUGGUGGUCUGGCGACGAUGGAGGUCGCGCUUCGAUGUUGGCGGCGCGAAGAAGAUGGACCGGCAGUGAGCGUAGGUGGCGUGAUUCUGGAUGUGCGGGAUGGAGGUCACGACGUGGUUGCGGAUGGUGCGGUGUAG